AUGCUAUCGGGCAGCAACAACGUGUGCAACUAUGCGGCGGUGGCCUACAUCCAUCUGUCGGGAGACGUGUUGCGCCUCUGCGGCCCAGCUCUUCCUGCUCUCUGUGGCGCAACGACGCAAAGCCAAAGCAAAGGAACGGAACGUCUAGCUUCUUCAAGCGUGCACCAUUCAGUGUUGCGCAGCUUGGCGUUCAUGGGUACAGCCGCAAGGCACAGAUGCGCGGCGGUGAGGAACGCUGCCGAGUACGAGCUCCGCAGCUUGCUGCGAGAGGCUAUGCAGCCGAACAUGGCAUUCGGCAGUAGCCUCGCCGGCAGAGCGGAGGGAGGCAAAGACGACGGGCAAGACCGUUGUCUUCGCCCCUUCGCAGAGGCCCUUGUGCCGCUCUUGUGGAAAAGCGGAGUUCUUCGAUGGGAAGAAGCACCGUACGUGUUCACCGCGAAGACUCGUAGGCCGUGGGCCAACAAGGGCAAGAACAACCAAGACGGCCACAGUAGUCGUGAUACGGUUGAAGCACUACCGUACCCGCGACCAGGAGCAGGGGAUCUACUUCUUCUUUUUGCUGAGCUACUGUCUACGGCUACGGCCGGGGAAAUAAACUUGAGCUAUGCUCCGGGAGCAUUUUUCCACGCCCAAGCAGAGCUACGCAGCGUGCCUGAAGGACGGAAGGAAGACUCAGAGCAGUCGUCUGUCACCUCCGGAAAAGACGGGCCAAACCAGGCAACCUUUUGCAGAGCGACAGCGCCGCACAGCCAAGCGAGCCACCCGCAAGGCUUCCUCUGCGUGGCGGUCUCGCCGUCCGUGGGCACCCUUCCACGCGUGCGUUCGCAGAGAUGCGGAAGGCACCGGACUUCUGAGCGGAAUGCGCGAAACGAACGGCGCUUGUCGACCUGUGGAGGGGACUUCGAAGAAUCAGCGGCGCUUGAUGGGGAACCGACAACCGCGUGUCACGUACAGGGGCUCGAGGCUGAAGCACAGCCCUCAAAUGGCCCGUCCAUUGUAAGGCCUACGGCAGCAUAUUCUGAUAGAAGAUGCGGUUGCGCUGCUGCCAGCGACAUGCUCGAGGAGUCCGCCGCACCAGCUACUGGCGAGACAUCUCGUAGUCAACGUUCUCUGCUGCAGCACCUCUACAAGACGCGCCUGGAGCCCACGUCUGCUGCCGGGUGUAGAAAAAACAAGUGUAGGACAAACGGUUCAAGGGACGAUUCACAAAGUAUUCCUGCAGACGACGUCACGGUGGGCGAGCCGCACCGGAACGCAUGCCAUGGGUCCAGCAGUCCUACUUCGUCCACUGAGUUCACUGCCACGGGAUCCUCGAAAGCCAUCAUGGCACCUGAUAUUGAGGAUCCGUCUCGCUGCUUCCCCGCGCAGUCCUCGUUUCAGAGCAGCACCUGCUGCAGCGCAGUGUGUACCGCCAGCGCAGACGCUGGUCAUGGCGAGGGCGUCUGCGAAAGUAGCAGUAAACGAGAGCUCCCGACGCUGGAGACGGGUGCUAACAAGAGCAGCGCUAGGCCCUGCAGCUCACUCGCAGACAGCGGAAGCCGUAGCAGAGACCCAGGCCUCACCGGUUCUGGCCCCGACGUCGAAACUGCGCUGGGCGCCAGAUUCUUCCGCAACAUCUCGUGUCGUCGGCCCAGAAGCUGUGGCGUCCUUGAAGAAAGACGCAGGCCGUCGGCAAUAACGAGAAGUGGCAUGAGAAGAUCUGCGUCACUCGGUAACUUAAACAGGCCCCCGUGUGAACCAUCAGCGCAGCCGCUCGAGCCGCCAGCACACUGCAAUGCGCACGGCUGUUCCAGACGUGGCUGGUCCGCCUCUCACACGGGGAACGACUCGCCGCGGGUGGGCGCAGGAGGUGAUGUGAUUGUGAGAAGGCUACCUGAAGCCACGCCUACAGGGUCGCUAAUAGGUCAGUUCGUGCCGAAUGAAGAAAUGAGCGAGGAGGAGCGCGAAUGUAAAGACGUUCUCGAGUGCUUCGAGCGCAGCCUACUAAAACUGUAUACCUCUUUGCAGCCUGACGCGCAGCUGCUACACGCGUAUUUACGAAUACCUGCGAGGCGGGUGGGAGUGAUGUGCUGUGAACGUGGUGCUCAGCCCAGGUCUUCUGCGUACGCCCACGAUCAAUCCUACCGUCGGCGUUGCUGCAGUCUGUGGGGUUCUGAGAAUAGUGCCCUGAGCGCUGGAGUGGCCUGUGCGUCUGAGGAACGUUUGCAGUCAGCCGAAGAGGUCAGUUUUGACGGCCCACUCAAUUUGACCAUCGCUCUACCCCGCAUGCUCCGAGCUUUCGGUUGUCAAAGAGACCCGCGGACGCGCACAGCUGUUAUGGCCUUGGCGAAGCUAGUGAAAAGCCAUUGCCGCAGUGUCGUUGGCAUUGCCGCGAUCGACGGCGACUGCGUUUCUGGUUUCCACCGCCUGUCGCUGACGCUCAAGCCAAGCGAGAACUGUGCGGACUUCGCUACUACUGAAUUCCAACCAGCGGAGUUCUACGUUCUUCUUGCGAACUGUGCGCAUUUUGUGAACAUGCGCAGGAACGACAAGAGCAACGAAGGGAGGGAAAGGGCAGGACAACCCGGCCAGGGUCGGAUGCGCUCCAGAAGCCACGACUCCUUCACAUACGGCAAGCUUGGAACCAGGCGCGUCUCCUGCUUCGAGGGCGUAGUGCGUGCGCAUUCCGCUGCUCACGCGAAAUAUGGGUGCUCUGCGUACAGGGUACACCAUCCAAAUAACAGCAGUCGGCGGUAUCGAGCCCAGCGCGACGGGUCUCCAUACGACGCUGCGAACGGUAACGAUCGUCGAGAUAAUGUGGAUCCCUGUCUUGCUGAAAAGACCCAACAGCGUGCGGCGCGAGAGAGGGGUAGCGCGGGCGUUGUGGAGAACGGGCACACGCAUCUACCGGUUGCCUGCACUGUGAAUCACGCUAGACGUACACGUCCUGAGCACUGUUGCCUAGGCCGAGUGAGCGCAGUAGAAAGAUCGCAGGCUUACUCCACACAGGGAGGCCAGAGCGAAGCAGACGCCCGGACGCACGGAUCAGCGUGCAAGCCAGACCGCCAGUAUUAUCUCCAGAUGCAAGAAAAGGUCGAGGGGGGCACUGCCGGCGCUACCGCAGACGAAUUUUCGCUGAAGGCUGUCACCGAGUGCUCUACAACGGCAGCCGUCGCUGCUGCGCCGGCGGACACCGUGUCCCCGAAGAGAUCAGGGAGCGCCAUAGUAACUAGGGAAGCUGGGCAGCAGCUGGGAGGAAGGGGUGAAGGGCAAGACGACCCGCUGGUGGCACAAGACGGGCUCGUACCGCCGUUAGCGAAACAGGCCAACAAGGCGCAACAGCCGUUGACGCCUGAUACCAGGGACGCACUCACGCGGGAUGAAGCCGCGCCUCACAAGCCACCCUUUAAAAGGAGCUUUGAGCAGGCCCUCCAACCCCACAGACCACAGAAGCACCAGCAGACCCCUCCCCGAUCUCUGGAUGAUUCUGGAACGAUGGAGCAGGUCUAUCUGUUCUCCCAGCGGCCCCGAGCGGACUCGUCACUAUCGAAAAGGCGUGCCGAGGCCAGCCUCAGAGGCAGUAGCAGGUGGUCGUGCGGCAGACAAGGGCCGUCAGCCACCCCGUGGAGACGGCAUCCCGAGCCGCCUGCUCCUCCACAUACGCGGAACGCCGGCAGCCGCGAUAGACUGCGCAGUCCACCGAGACAAGGCAUGCAGUCCGAAACAUCCGGUAUCGAAAUGUCACUCGUCAAUCAGCAUGCAACUCUUCCAGAGCAGCCUCUGCGGGAUAGCACUCCUGAACAAGAGAGGAAGCCAGGCCCCCAGCACAUCGGGCGCUUCAAUGGGUUCUCGGCUCCGGUCUCGCGCGCGCCGCAUCCAGCGUUAGCUCGCCUGCUGGAGAGCCGUAAGGCCUCGCUGGCUUCGAAAGCGCGACGCGAGGAGAAUAAAGAGAAAGUCCAUACUCACUUACAAUCUGAAUCAGUGCAGAGCAUCUUGGUAGCUUGCGGAAGCGGGCUGCAGAUGGUAUUCGUCCUCUUCAGCGACCCCCGUGGCGUCGUGAUUCCUCAAAGAAUGUGGUUCAAAUUUGCAAGUUGUUUCAACCUUCUACCGCAAAAGGAGAUGACUCUUAUCUAUCGCAGAGUGGGACGGAACUACGUGCCGGCCCAACGUACCACGGAUAUGCUGCCCACCAGCGCACACAGGCAGGCGCGCAGGGGCGAUGGGCAGCUUCUCCAGUCGUCGGGACGUCCGUGUCUCCGUGUCUCCUGCGUGUACUUCUUAUGUAUCCACGCAGUUGCUGGGAGCCAGAUGACCCAGGAGCAAUUGGAGGAAGCUCUACUUCGUAUUGCAGCGUCGGUGUACAACCUAGAUCUACUGCAAUUCAACGCUUCCGGUUCUGCACUACGGAGCCCCGCUGCGCGGUGUGAGACGCAGAGAGAGACUAGCGCCGAUGUCGCUGACGCACUGGAGCGGGUGCUGCGUCACAUGAAGGUACACGAGCCUAGAGUCCUGCGCGACAGCCGCCUGCUCCGCCUGCGCGCGACGCUCAGCUUCCGCGAUUUCGAAAGCCCUCUCUUCCGCAAGCGUGUCUGCGUGCUCCAUAUCCUGUCGUUCUACCUCUUCACGUGCUAUGCGGGCUUUCUGAGUGUAGACAUAUACAUUGUGCACCGCAACAACAGCGUAUACGAUUCCUGGUUAAUGAGUACUUCCGGCAAAAGGCUCAGACACCGCUUCAUGCUGAAAACUAGCCGUACACUCUGCGUGCUCAACCGUGAAUGCGGAAAUACGACGUACCACCUCGGACUUCCUCCGUAUCUGGUCCAUUCUAUCGUCAAGUAUCAGCUUCUGCUUGCGUGCAACCCUGCACGCAACAAAGCACGGUUUCGGAUGCAGAACCUGAUGAACACGCAAGCAUCGGCAAAAUCUGCAGAUACUCACUGCGAAAGAAGUUCGCAGCAGUCCUACCUCGGAUACUGUUUUUUUCAUCAGAGUCGGCCAAAACUGUCCGGAUACAGCUCCCUGCGCACAAACAAGCACCAGUCCGCUGCGCCAGCUGAUCUGCAUUCAGAAAAAAACGAGAAACCGCCCGAUGGGACCAUACUACAACGCGCCGUCUCCUCCGCUAUCUCCUGUGACGCACACGCACACACUUUCUCAAGUAGACUGAGCACAUUCUCUAUCGACGUGAUACUGAGCAAAACAUCUCAAAGGGGCCCUUUCCGAAGACAAAACGUUCACAAGCCGGGUGAUGUCAGGGCGGCGUGA
This is a messenger RNA of Rangifer tarandus platyrhynchus (Svalbard reindeer), 5244 nucleotides long. NCBI's taxonomy places the organism in Eukaryota, Metazoa, Chordata, Mammalia, Artiodactyla, Cervidae. The record is from the annotation of a GenBank genome assembly.